GGAUCCUCUCCGUUUCUCUCCCACCCUAAUUCCAAGGGGAAGAGGACAGAGGUGCCUUCUGUAGACACUCCUGCCCUUGUCCACUCCCACCUCACAGAUGCAUUGAGAGGUCUCAGGAGAGCAAUGGCAGGCGCCGGGGAGCGCAAAGGCAAGAAGGAUGACAAUGGCAUCGGUACAGCCAUCGACUUCGUGCUCUCCAAUGCCCGACUGGUGCUGGGGGUGGGUGGAGCAGCCAUGCUGGGCAUUGCCACACUGGCAGUUAAGCGGAUGUACGAUCGAGCAAUCAGUGCCCCUACCAGCCCCACCCGCCUGAACCAUUCUGGGAAAAGGAGCUGGGAGGAACCAAAUUGGAUGGGUUCCCCCCGGUUGCUGAACAAGGACAUGAAGACAGGUCUGAGCCGGUCCCUGCAGACCCUUCCCACAGACUCCUCUGCCUUUGAUGCAGAUACAUUCUGCCCACCCCGGCCCAAGCCAUUGGCCAGGAAGGGCCAGGUAGACUUGAAGAAGUCACGACUCCGCAUGUCCCUGCAGGAGAAACUUCUUACUUACUACCGGAACCGGGCUGCCAUCCCUGCUGGAGAGCAGGCUCGGGCCAAGCAAGCUGCUGUGGACAUAUGUGCCGAGCUCCGGAGCUUCCUGCGGGCCAAGUUGCCUGACAUGCCACUUCGGGACAUGUACUUGAGUGGCAGCCUGUAUGAUGACCUACAGGUGGUAACAGCUGACCACAUCCAACUCAUUGUGCCCCUUGUGCUGGAGCAGAACCUGUGGUCCUGUAUCCCUGGUGAGGACACCAUCAUGAACGUCCCUGGCUUCUGCCUGGUUCGUCGUGAGAACCCAGAGUACUUUCCUCGGGGUAGCAGUUACUGGGACCGCUGUGUAGUAGGUGGCUAUCUCUCUCCAAAGACAGUGGCAGAUACAUUUGAAAAGGUCGUGGCUGGUUCCAUCAAUUGGCCGGCCAUAGGGUCGCUCUUGGACUACGUGAUCCGACCCGCACCACCUCCAGAGGCCCUGACACUAGAGGUGCAGUAUGAACGUGACAAGCACCUUAUCAUUGACUUCCUGCCCUCAGUGACCCUUGGUGACACUGUCUUGGUGGCCAGACCACACCGGCUAGCCCAGUAUGACAACCUGUGGCGGCUGAGCUUACGUCCUGCUGAGACGGCACGCCUGCGGGCUUUGGACCAGGCCGACUCAGGCUGCCGAUCUCUGUGCCUCAAGAUCCUCAAGGCCAUAUGCAAGUCCACUCCGGCUCUGGGCCACCUCACUGCCAGCCAGCUGACCAACGUCAUCCUCCACUUGGCCCAGGAAGAGGCUGAUUGGUCUCCAGAUAUGCUGGCCGACCGUUUUCUGCAGGCUCUGAGGGGGCUCAUCAGCUACUUAGAGGCCGGAGUCCUGCCCAGUGCCCUAAACCCCAAGGUGAACUUAUUUGCAGAGCUCACCCCUGAAGAAAUAGACGAAUUGGGAUACACUCUCUAUUGCUCAUUGUCUGAGCCGGAGGUGCUGCUGCAGACGUAGGGCAGGUGAAGGCCAAUGUGGGUGUCAGGUGGUCACCCUGGAUUCUCCGUUAGAAACACUCGGCUUCGUAGUUGGUGCCUCACAGGGUCCCUGGGUGCCUCCUGUCUUGCUGGUCACCGCCCCGGUCACUUCAUGCUGAUUGGAAUGACAUCUCUUCAGUCUCCUAUUUUCUUACCCAACCCUUUCUAUUUUUGUUACCAAACACUGUGCUCCCUGCUCCCCUUUGGUCCAGGCUGAUUUUUCUGGAAUGAAUUGAGACGGAGUGCCGGCCUGAGCUGUCGAGACCACUUGGUUUGUGGCAUUCUGGCCCAGGUUUCCUGCUUCUGUCGGGUUCGCUCCACCCCACCCCGCCUUAUUGCUUAUUUCUAUUGGGUGUCUUUUCUGUCUUCUCCUCUCGUUCAUGCCUUCUGUUUUGCUCUUGUCCUUGGAGCAUAUCUGCCUAAAUAAGAUGUUGCCUUUCAUUGACUGACAUUGAAGAGCUGAUGGCGUGUUUCUAAGCCGAACUGAGACAGUAUUUAGGACUCUGGGGAGAGGCUGGCAAAGAGCUGGCCUUUGACCAUGGUUCAGAACAGCCCAUUGCCUCCACCUCCUGACCAGCCUACUCCUAAGUAAAGGGAACACUGUCCUUACCCAGUGCAGGGUCAGUACACCGGGUGCCGUUAGCUGGAGAUGGUGUUUGUCAGUGGCCAUCAGCAGGGUGCGGCAGUGGUUAGGAGGGAGCCGGAGCUGGUUGGAGGGCCUGCUGGAGGGUCUGUGCGCCUCUCGUCUGCACCCCUCUGGUUGCAGGAGUCAGACCAGGAAGAGGCAGGGGCUGCAGGGCAGACCUCACCACGGACAUUCUUCAUCCCUUUCCAAACUUUAUCGCCAGUGAGGACGAGGCCUUUGAAGGAACACAGCCUUAGCAGUAGUGGUUGAGGGAGGCCGACAGGCUGAAUGGCAGCUAGAAAAUGCUGUCACCAGUUGGGGCUCGGUGACCAUGUUUCUCCCCGACAGGCCCUGCCUUUUCAGAUAUUGCCUUAGAGCAGUAAGAGGCCCAACAGCCAGCUCUUCGUCCCACAGUCUGCCAUAGCAACGUGAGGGAUGUUUGCCAAGCUCUCCAGACACCUCCAGAGGCAGAGGGCAAGUGAACAUGCAUAGACUGCUCCCCCUGUCCUGUCUCUCACCCAGCACCCCGGGAGAUCGGUGCUACCUAGGAAGAGAGAGCACACAGGUAGAGGGAGGUGGUGCCUCCUGCCUUCCUCCUUGUUUCCCCGCUGCUACAGUUGCUGUUGAUUGCAGUGUAAACGUAUCCCAAGGGUGGGGAGGGAUGCUUAAUACACCAUGUCAGUGUGUCUUGUUCUGUGUUUUUUUUUUCCCUGUUUGUGGCAAGAGGUUGAUAAUUGUCUCUGAUCUGCCCACCCAGUAUUUUGUUCCCCCUCAAGUCUUAUUAUUUUUCUCUUUACUACCUCUCCAUCAGUGAGAUUCUGGUGAACCUCCCUGCAGCUGUCUCAUUCCUUCCUAAUGACAGUGACAUGAAAUGACUCUUUAAAUAGCAGUGACACCUCAGCAACCCUCUGAAUUUAGUGUAGCAAUUCCUGCCCACUUUUUGUCAUAGAUUAGGAGGUUGGGGACUGGGAUUAACCUUGACUAUUUAGAGAACCUUCCUGCCUCUUUUGCUAAAUAUAUGCAAGGAUUCCUUAGGUGGGUCAGUUUUAUUUGUAAAAAGGUAUUGAAAGAGAAUGAAAAAGGUAAAACUGAGAACCUUGAGAGAGACUGGUUGGUUGGGCGUUUAGAGAACGUUUAUUCCUGGGUGAAUGGCGCACAGGGUACGGGUGGAGGCCAACAUUGAGGGUCCCUGUGCGCCCACUUGGUAUCUGUUAGAGGUUAAGUGGAAGGAAUGUAGAGUGUUGCAAAUGCAUAGAUUCUUAAGGAUUUCGUUUUCUUGCCGUGAGUAUUGUAAAACUAAAAAUUUUCCCAAGCUGGCAUCUCUGACCAAAUGCCAUAUAAAUUCUUGGAAGGAGAGCUCAAAAAAGAUUUUAAAGAGUCCACAGCUACCAAGGCCAAAUGUAAGUGUGAUUUUAGGAAGAGUAAUGAGAAUUCCCUCUUCUCUUUAAGAGCAUCUCUGACUUCUAAGUGUUUCUUAAAACUAGGACCAUAAAUUUGCCAUUUUACAAGCAAAAGCCCCUUCGAAGUUCUUGGAAUGAGAAGCUGUGGGCACCGUCCGCCCUGGCCCUGGUGCGUUUGCUGUGAUGGGGCAAGCCGUUCUCUUUGCUGCCGUUGGCCUCCUCAUCAAAUGUGGAACACGGCCAAGUGCUGUGAGGCCCUCAGAUGGAAGCAGGCAAUUCUCUGCCCUUUUAUUACCUUUUUCAUCUUUGGGGAAAGAUGCAGCGGCAUUUCGCACUGCUCUUCUGUUCAGUAACUCCCACUUCUGCCUGAAGAAAUAGCACCUGUUCUCGUUUCUCCAUUUAGAGAUUUUGCACUCCGUUAGCUAAUGCUUAAAAGAUCCACCCAUCAUUAACUCGGACACCUAAUAAAUUCGAGUUUAUUUUAGUUUGUUCCAAUUGCCGUUUCCUAAAAAUGAGUUCAGGACAACAGUAUUUUGCUUCAUGUGCUCAGUUAUGAUUCUUAAAAAAUUAAAGAAAUGUGGAGGCUCAUGUUUAGAGAAGCUAUGCGGCGGGGGCGGGCCCUCGUAGUCACCUGUUCACAUCCCCAGUUAGCCGAUUUUGCUUCCUGUAUUGCACUCAUGUGGAGAACGCAAGUGGUGUUGAUGAAGAUCAAAGUGUCCUGGGCAAGGCUGUGGUAAGUUCUGUAAGAAAGGAUCCUUGCCGUGUCCAGAGCCCUCUGCCAUGGCUGCUGUGGUCCAUCUUCCCUGGACUGUGACCUGGCUGAGAACUUGGCUCUUGGGGGAUUUGUUAGAACUCUGCCCGUUUGCCUGAAGCUCAAGGCCACAGACAGUAUGAGACAUUUAGGAGGAGAGCUGACCUCUGUACCAAGCUGGGAGGUUGUAGUCCUUUUAGAUACUGCGUAAUGUAGGUGGCCAAAAGGCCAGAGGUGUGGGCCCUGUGGUCACCUGCAAACUGGAUGUUCACCUUUUCAUUUUGAUCACCUUGUAGGCUUUAAAUGCUUGGUUGAGGCCAAGUCCACUACUUGCCUUCUGGUCACUUGCCUGCUCUUCAGUGGGGGCUGAUGUGUUAGCUGGCAGACUUGGCACCAGUCAGCAGUCUUUCUGUCCUGUCUCGACUAGGUCCAUACAAGGGCAGCUUAGCCCUGAGACCCAGGAAACCGCUAUCUUUUUUUCCUCCUCGAAGGAGGAAAUAAAACUGGGGAACACAUUGUCCUUCCACAGCAUGGGAAGAAGAAAAUAAAAAUCUCCUUUCCAACA
This is a messenger RNA of Tupaia belangeri chinensis (Chinese tree shrew), 4876 nucleotides long. It is a transcript of the gene MIEF1, whose product is annotated as mitochondrial elongation factor 1. Gene Ontology annotation, biological process: mitochondrion organization; positive regulation of mitochondrial fission. The record is from RefSeq and is a predicted model, not a curated record. The coding region runs from base 124 to 1515 and encodes 463 amino acids. NCBI's taxonomy places the organism in Eukaryota, Metazoa, Chordata, Mammalia, Scandentia, Tupaiidae. The transcript has 5 exons. Gene Ontology annotation, cellular component: mitochondrial outer membrane.